This is a messenger RNA of Columba livia (rock pigeon), 9726 nucleotides long. RefSeq names its product family with sequence similarity 83 member B (gene SACK1B). Bases 395 to 3496 code for a protein of 1033 amino acids. Gene Ontology annotation, biological process: signal transduction. Gene Ontology annotation, cellular component: cytoplasm; membrane. The record is from RefSeq and is a predicted model, not a curated record. The transcript has 5 exons. Gene Ontology annotation, molecular function: protein kinase binding. Lineage: Eukaryota; Metazoa; Chordata; Aves; Columbiformes; Columbidae.
GGAAACUAGACAUCAGAUUGCUGAUUCAGAGUUUGAUCCCAGAUGUGGGAGGAGAAAUCUUUCUGGAGUUCCUCAUAACUCACUGAAAUGAGGUAGGCUGGUUCUGCUUGGGAGCAACAGAUGGAUUAGAUCAACAUGGGAGAACAGAGAGAUAAGGAGAAGGACCUGAAUGACUGUGGCUUCAAAGAAGCCGGAGAAAAGGAAUGAGUUGAAGAGAAAGAUUAAUGCAUCAAAAAGUAGGAAAUAUAAUUGCUUUCUGAAGUGUUUCUCUGAACCCUGUCAGUUGUAAAGAGUUUUGAAACAAUCUAUGGUAGCAUAUUGGAACACGUGUUGGAUACAUUUCGUCAGCUCACAAAUGGAAGUUUAAGAGACUUUAUGCAAAAUAUAUGUGAAAAUGGAAACUUCAUCUUUGCUAUCAUCUUUACAUGAUGAAUGUAGAUCAGACAACUAUAUUGAACCUCACUACAAAGAAUGGUACCGAGUAGCUAUUGAUGCUCUAAUUGAAGGAGGUUUAGAAGCCUACAAAGAAUUUCUUUCCAAGGAGAGAUGUUCAGAGUUCCUAGCGGAUGAGGAAAUUGAUUAUAUUUUGAACAAUGUUCACAAACUUCCCCAAAACACAGUUUAUUCCUCUAACCAUGCCAUUGAUGACACCUCUUCCUCGGGAACCUACUGGCCCAUUGAAUCAGAUGUGGAAGCUCCAAACCUUGACUUAGGCUGGCCCUACCUGAUGCCUGGAAUUUCUGGUGGCACGAAUAUUGAUCUGCUUUUUCAUCCUCCACGCGCACAGCCUUACACCAUAAAGGAAACUAUUCGGAAGCUGAUACGAGAUGCAAGAAAGGUCAUUGCCAUUGUUAUGGAUAUGUUUACAGACGUGGAUAUUUUUAGAGAAAUUGUGGAGGCAUCUACUAGAGGGAUUGCAGUGUAUCUCCUACUUGAUGAAUCAAACUUCAGUCACUUUCUGAAAAUGACGGAGAAACAAGGCUGUCAAGUUCAGAGGCUCAGGAACAUGAGGGUGCGGACAGUAAAAGGACAAGAUUACUAUUCUAAAACAGGAGCAAAAUUCCAUGGAAAAAUGGAACAAAAAUUUAUUCUUGUGGACUGUAAGAAAGUCAUAUAUGGUUCUUACAGCUUUAUGUGGUCAUUUGAAAAAACCAACCUCAGUAUGGUUCAAGUUAUCACAGGACAGCUGGUUGAAUCCUUUGAUGAAGAAUUCAGGACACUGUAUGCCCGUUCUUCUGUUCCUAGUUCGUUUGCCCCAGAAUUAGCACGGGUAAACAGUCGCAGGAUACUCUGGGAUAAUGAUACAUACCAACACUCGGUGGCUUCCUUGGCGUCGGUUUCUAGCCAAAGAAACCUUUUUGGUCGGCAAGACCAGGUUCACAAGAUAGAUCCUGUUUGUUGGAAUACUCGUGGAAGAUACGCAGGAAAUGAAAUAGAUAAAUAUGGCUUGAGAAAUCAAGCCUAUAAUAAACAACCAUUUCAUCCAGCUUUUAACGUGCAAAAUCCAAUCCAGCAGUAUCAACCUAGUGAAAAGAAUGAGCACUGGAAGAGACAUAGCUAUGCUGGGGAGAAGCCAGAAAGGACACCUUACCUAUUGCUCAACAGAGCAAUUAAUAGAGCGAACAAUCCAUCAAAUAUGUGGAAAAUGCCAUCCGAUAGCCUUAGUAUUGUUUCUUCAUUACGAGGAGGAUAUGCAAAUAACUACAAUACACCCCAGCAAAGUUUUGCUGAUCAGUUUUCACGACCAAAGGUAAAUCUUGCAGAAAGAAAUUCAAUUGUACGGAGGUCUUUUAAUGGGACGGAUAAUCAUAUCCGCCAUCUGCAGCAAAGGAUGCCAACCUUGGAACACACAACAAAAUCAUUCCUACGUAACUGGCGAAUUAAGUCAUAUUUGGAUGAUCAAUCAGAUUAUCCAGUAGAGUCUAAUGGGUCGGCCUUGGGUGACAGAUAUGACAGCUAUGACACAGCUGAAAAUAUUAAAGCUCAUGCAUUGUAUUCUCAUUCUCGAUUACGAUCAUCGUUGGUGUUUCAGCCAACUCUACCGGAACAGCAGGAAGUAAGCAGCUGUGCGAGUUCUUCAAAUUCAACUAUAAUUGGGUCAGAGGGAAGUGCAACACCUAAAGGGACAUCUAAUCAUGCUCCAAGUAUGGAGAAUGGAACAGAUAAUGUUUCAGAAGAGCUUAACACAAAUGUCCCACUUAAAUCAGAUGCACCAAAAAACCACAAAAUUCAUAUUGCAGACAACACAAAACCUAGUGUAAAUUCAAAUGCAACAGGUGACUCAUCUCUCUACUUGUACGCAACACUGUGUGCAGACAAACAUGCAGAAAAUUCGAAGAACCUUCAAAAUGAAAAUAUACUAAAGAGGAGAAGUUUUCCCAUGUUUAAUUCAAAGUCCAUAUUAGACCCUGGUGCCAACAAGCAUGCAUCCAGUUACGUUUACAGCACAUUGACUAGGCAUAGACUUAAGCAGCCAGUUAGUCCAAAACUUCCAGAAGACACUCUGAAGAGCUCUAAAAGUAUGCACAGCGUGACCAACCACUUGCCACAGGAGGAGAAGAACCUCAAAGGAGAAUUAAAGAGCCCCACUGCUAGCAGGGCCAUCUCUAUGGCUGCUCUUACUGAACCUAGCAAAGAGGAGUCUUGUAAGGAUUGUACAUCAAAGAAAGAAAGUAAGAAUUCCCCAAGUUUUCUAAAGAAAGGAUCCCAGAAAUUGCGGUCACUUCUUAAUCUCACACCAGACAAGAAGGAAAAUCUGUCAAAAAACAAAGGUCCUGCCUUUUACAGAAUGUGUAGUAGUUCUGAUACGUUGGUUUCUGAAGAAGAGAAUCAAAAGCCAAAGAUUUCUGAGAAUAAGACAGAGUCUUCCCCAAGGAGAAAGAGAAACACAUCAUCAAAUUCUCAAGGUAGCUUGAACAGAAGUAAAGAAGAUGUCACAGCGAGCCCAACAAAGUCUCCAAAGUCUCCAAAACCUCCAAAGUCACCAAAACCUCAAAACCCUCCAUCUGAUGAAUGCAAUAAAAAGUGUCCUCUCUUGUGCCCCCUUGAAAGUAAGUUCAUAGAAACUGCAGGAGAUGCAUCUACCCCAAGAUUUAAUACAGAGCAGAUUCAGUAUCAAGACGUAAAGGAAAUCACCACAAAUACUACUCCCGAAAGUGCCCCUGUUCCUGCUCUUCAAAGAGCGAGUUCAAUGACACCACAGCCGGCCAGCUCAAAAUGCCAAGAGGAGCUAAGAUCUCGUUUGAGUGAAAGGCGUGUUUAUAGUCGCUUUGAGCCAUUCUAUAAGAUAGAAAAUGUGAGCCAACCUGCACGAAAUGCACCUAACAGCAGUUCACAUCUCUCAGAUAUCAAAAGCAAGACCCUAGGGAAUAGUUAUGGCAGGAGUAAUCACAUGGUUACCUACAACUCAACUGCUUACCAUCCAUUGCAACCUAAUGAAAAUAAGCUGAGAGGAUUUAUGCAAAAGUUUGGGAACUUCCUACACAAAAACAAGUAAAACUUUUGUUGAUUAUGUUGGAAUACAGCAAGAAUAGCAAAGCUGGACAUAAUUGUAACUGGACAAGGCUGAUGGGCAACUUCUGUGGAGUCUUCUUGAGUUUAGGACAUUGGAAUGAAUGUACAUAUUUUUACAUAAUUAUCCUAGAAUUGUAAUACUGAAGUCUUUACAGAGAUUCUGUGUGCAGAAGAUGUCUCAAGGGAGUUGUUUAUAGUGUUUAUAUUGUAAGAAUAAUUUUAUACAUUUUCCUUGUGAAGAAAGUACAUACUAGCAUAUUGCAAGAUUAAGUGCAGGGAAAAAAAGAUGGAGACUGUUUUUAAACUCAAAUAAUACUGUUGCCAAAGAUUUGCCCUUUAAAAAUAGGAUAGCACUAGGAAUAGUCUUGCAUUUUUUCAGCGUGUAUGUACAUUUUUAAAUGAAAAACACAAAUGUUAAUGCAUUGCAUGUUACUUAUCUUUAAUUUUUGAAAACCUCUUUUAGGCUUCAUCUUGUUAAUAAUAAUUUACCCCAUAGCACCUAUCAAACUGUUUGGGCAGCAGAUGGAUCUAUCUUACUUUGUUGAAUUUUCCAUGUAAUAUGAUAUUUUUCUAAAGUAUUUGGCACACAGACCUUAAAGUGACCUAAAUCUGAGCUUUCACAGACUUGUUUACAUGGUUAAACUAGUGCAAAUGUAAGAUGAAUGUUUAAAACAACAAAAAAAAAACUAUUUAUAAAAAAAGAUGCCUUGAACAUAGCUUACAACUAGUUUAAAUUUUGAAUGGGUUAAUUACAUUUGUAUAACAUGCCAGUAUUCUGUAAUGUAUUCUAAAAACAAUUUUUUGUUACAUUUUUCUAUUUGGUGUUUAAAAAAAAGAAAGUCUGUGGACUUCCAUUUCUCAGGUAAGUUUUUGAGUUUCACAUGUGAAAGUCUGUUUUAAAUGUUGCCAGAUACAUUUGCGACUCUGGCUUUAAUAACCUAGUUUUUUUAAAUAAGGUUGCAAGUGCUUAGCCUAGGCAUUAUGAGGAGGAUUGCAAGCUCAACCCUGCAAUGCUGCCAUAUGCUCAGAUGAAUAUUACAAGGCCAGGAGCAAUUAGGCAUCUAAAAAUGAGAUGUGUAAAAGUUACCAAGUCAAACAGUAAGGCACCUCUCCUAAGCCAAAGAAAGUAUCAGUGAAGGGUGAUAGUAUCAAGUGUUUAACCUUAAUGAAGGUAUUUAGGCACCUAACUGCAGUCUGUGGAACACAUUUUUGUUCAUCUGAGCCUCUCAGUCAUAAAAAAAAUUCAUGCUGUGAAGUGCCUAUGCCAGGUUAGUGCUUCCAAAAAACACAGGCGGGGUGUUUGGGCAGCAGCAUGGCAUCCACUUUUCAUCUGCAACGUGCAGCCGGAACACCCAUCUGGCUCAUGCCCUCCUGGAUGUGGAGGUUGUCUCUUAGGAGAAUGCCAUAACCAUUUAGCUGCAAGAUGGUCUGCAAUAAUUUUGCUCCAAAUUCAGAAAUCUGGGAAAAGUCAUUGCUGAAAGCUUAUAAUCCUUACACAAGGUCUUCAUGUUUCAGGAGCACUUUUUAGGAGACCAGUUCACUUUCAUACCUGAAAGGUCCUACAGCAUUCUAUGGGGGAGUCCCACUAGGAAGAUCUUGGCUUUAUUCUUUAGAAACACCAAAAGGCAUUUCAUGCACCAGCUAGAUCAAGUUCAUUUGUUUUUUCUACCUGUGGCCCUGGGAAGAUACUUUAUACAGAAAUCUACUUCUCACCAAGAAUCUGCUCCAGCUCCUGUGAACUCACCAUAGUUAUUGUCAGUGAUUUCAGUGAAGCAAUGUCACCUUUAUGUUCAAACCGUUUUCCAGGCAACCUUAUCAGGUUGAUGAAAUCAUAGUAAUAACUGUUUCAUUGUGGGGAUGGUAUUUAUUUAUGAGUGGCAAAGUCUUGCAUCUCUAUCCUCUGCUGAAAGUUUCAGUUUCUCCUUCACCUGUGGCCACAGAAGAGAUUUUAUGAAUUUCUUGAUGACCACUGGUCACUUUGUUCACUCCUUGCCAUAGUUGGUAGUUUUCCCAAGUGAACAUUUAUACUGAAAUGUUCUGUGCUGACAGGGGCAGCAGUUUCAGACCCAUGGCAAGGAGUGCUCCAGGUGCACAGUGCUUAGUACUCCAGGUAUAUUUUCAGUAUAGUCACAACAUACUUCCUCAGCUACACAGCUAAAAGCAAUGCAAUACUGUAUGUUUUAUAGCUCUUAAUAUUUUUAUCAGGAUAGACAACUAUUCAGGAUGAUGCCUGAAUUAACAGUACAGCAAAGGAACUUAAGCAAGAUGCAGGUGGUGCUAAAAAGGGUGUGGGUAGUUUUUAGGAGGAUCUUUAGUUUUCCCUUGUACUCUUAUGAGCUCUGACAUAAACUUGUAGGCAGUAUUACAUUUGGGAAGGAAAUGAGAGAGGGAGAACAAGGGUCUUGGGGCACGUUUUGAAGUGACAGUGCUUUCCAUUUUGUAGUAGACUUUGGGAAAUCUGUUAUGAUACAGUUUGGAAAGAAGUUUACUGUAUUUUUCAAAGUAGAUUGCUAAUUAGAGAGUCCUGAGAAGACAGAUAUUUUAAUUUACCAAGCCAUCUGUAUUUAUAAAUACAUACUACUAUUUUGUACUCACACAGAAGAUUAAGAACCUUCAGUGGAGAGCAUGCUCAUAGACUUGAUAAUGAAAAAAAAAAAAAAAUCACAGUAGAACUAGUGUUUUUUUCAUUUUCAGAUCUCUUCUGAGAGACUCUGCAUAGAGAUGGUGCUACUUUAAGCCCUGAUCCGAGAUUAAUUGAAACUAAUGCAAAAGACCACCAUGGACCUCAGCAGUAGGAUCAGACAUUUAAUGUGCUGGCACCACUGUUUUAGAAACGUUACAGGAGCGGGUGCUCCUCGGCGGGGCAGGAGGCUCUAGCUCCAGAGGACACGCAGCCCUGUGUCCUGUGUCCUGUGUCCUGCCUGUGGCCAGGACUGGGAGGGGUGGGGGGAGCAUAGCAGGGACCUCCCAGGUGGUGCAAGGAGCAACUGGCAUUUUGUGCCUUCCAGAAUUGGGAGUUAAAGGUAGGGAAACACAGUUCACCCAAUCCUGUCUGAUUUGCCUCGUGUCUGCAUGAGACCUCAGCUGUUUCACAAAAGAUAAAGGAAAAAUAUGGGGGGAAAAAAAUAGGUACUUUGCAUUAACACAGGAAACUAUUAUGCACAUUUUUGCAGGGAAAAAUAGAGUUUAUAUAAUAUUUUGAAGUUCUGUUUUUUCCCAAAGCUUGCCUUGUUAUUUCUGUUUUUCCAAGGAGAUGCAUUUCUUUCAAUGUGUCCUAAAUGUGCUCUGCACGUUGCAAAUGUGUUACACCCUGCGCACACCCAAUGCACUCCCAGUUUUGUAAGGCUGUGAAGUAACAGCGGUUGCUGCGCAUGAUUGUCAUCUGGCCAAAUAGCUUGGGAGUCGUGAAAACCGUAAAAAGUGACAUAUCAUUUCCACAUUAAAUAAAACUUCGUUAGCACCAUAAUGGAUCUAGGCGGGCGACUGUGCAAAAGCUAGUCAGGGUUAUUCUGUGCUUGGCCUUUGGGAGGACCAUUGGCAGUGGAGGACAGUACUGCUGGGAGAUACAGGCUCUUCAUAUGGUGCCCAUUCAAUCCAUGUCAUAAAUAAACCACCCCUGCAUAAGGUCAUAAUACAUAGUGAAUAAAUUGCUUCAUUUCUUCAGCCUUGUAAUAAACAGUUUUUAUGGCCUCUCAGAUUGCAAAAUGUUGAUUGUUCUCUUAUUAAUGGGCUGACACUGCACCCUUUAUUCAUGCUAACAAACAUGAACUAGACAUAAAGGAUGAUUAAAAAUUAAGGAAAAUUAAAUUUCCAGCUGUCUAAUACAUGAGGGUAGUAAUGUUUGUUACAAACCUUGAGAGAAAUAAAAAGCUUACCAUGCAAUAGUUGUGCAUUGAUAGGUGAAAUAUUACUAUUCAGAGAAAAAACUUUGAUAAUUUUUCAGCUUUCUGAAAUGUAUGAGGAAACAUAGUGGUUUAUAAAAGAAGUCAUAAGAAAAAUAAUUCCAAAAUCUGUUGCAAGGCAAUGUAAAAAUAAAAUUUAAAAUGGCUUCACUAAGCUCUACAAUAAAUGUAUAUUUUUUUCAUUUGUAGCAUUAUGUGGGAUAAGCUUUAAAACCAACAAGCAGCUUUGCAACUCUGUAACGUAGAGAGAUCAGUAACGUUACUGUGGUACUUAUUGUGAUUUGUUCCCCUUAUCAAUGUUGUACUGCACAGUACACUAUUUGGGGUUUCUUUAGUUUGUUUUCAUUAAAGUCAGGAGAGCUAGGGCAACAUAAAGCUGCAGUAGUUCACAGGUAGUUGAGACCUGUUCCUCCAAUUUUGUCUUCACUUGCAUGAGUAUAUAUUCCAUUAGCACUGUGGUGACAAGAGAGCAGACGGCAAUGCUCAAAAGCCCAUCUUGCCAUUUCAUUCUUUAUUUCAUACAGGUGCUUACAGAUGUCCUGGUUCCUUUAUAUAGGGUCUGCAAUUUUUCAUUUUCAACUCAGAACUAAGAGCUACAUUUAGGUCUCCAUUUUUUACAUCUUGAUGUGAUGCCAAAGACAUUGCAUGUUCUGAGAACUGUUUUCUGUAUUGAGAAACAAGAUGGAAUAAAAUAUUUGGUCUUGAACAGCUCAGAGCUGCGCUGCUGCUCUACAGUUUAGCAGACCUAGUAGUGCAGAUUUUUACUUUAGUGAUGUUGACUAGAUAAGUUUUAAUCCACUUAAUCUGCCUCUUCCUUAGAAUGACCCCCCCACAGGUCAGUAUUUAAAACCAAUUUUAAUAUAUAGAACACUUUAAGAUGUGGCCAAGUCCUAUUUCUGAAAAGGCGGGGGGAUACAGUGUGCUAGGUUCCCAAAUCAGUCUUUGUAUAUCUUGAAAAUAUCUUUGUGCGUUUCUGAAGAAGAGAAUCUGGUUUACUAAAAUUGGCUGGAAAUAUCUUCAGAGGAAGCUGCUGUGAAGACUAUGCAUCUGUCUCCUGCCAUGUGUGUUAGGCAAACUAAAAAUUCCACAGAUAGGUGCCAAAGAUCAUUGGGGAGAAAAAUAAUCACUUCAGAUAAGAGGCCCAUGAAGCAUGUUUAUUUUGAUAUUGUUACUUCCAUGUGUAAAUACAGCUGGGAGAAAAAAUGGCUUGUUUUCUCUCCAAAGCAGACAAAAUUUAGUAUGGCUAUGCACGAGUGGCAAUAUUUUAUUGUGUUUGAGAAAUGAGUGCAACUCAUUUAUUAGCAUUCAUAUACAGGACUCUUACAUAUCUGUUGUACAUUGUUUGUUCUUGCCUCAGUUAGCAAUCAACAUGUGUGAAAUUCAGACUGAUUGUGUACGGCUUCCCAAGCGCUUGAAUAAUACUCCGAAGAACCAAUCCAACAAGGCAUUAAACACACGCAUAGCUUUUUAAAGCAGGCAGUCCCAGAAUAAAGCAUAACACCAGGCAUACGUGUUUGUUAGAUUUUGGUGAAAAAAAUCUCAGUGUAGUCCUAGCUGACGUAUUUUUGGAAACUGUUGAAUAUAUGGUUUCAUUCUUUUCUUUGUUCCAUGUCUAAUUUUGACCUAUGGUGACACCACAUUUCAACAUCAUAUCUGGCAUGUUUCUUCCAAAUGUCACAUAUGCUACUGUUAAAAUAUAAUUCUUCCGCUUUCAAGGUUUAGACCAAUUUUCCUUAGUGCAGGGCCUGUGGAUUCCUGGUGUUCAUAAGGUUUCAGUAUGUGACAUGGAAGUGAAUUCAGGUGACUGAAAAAAUGCAACCAGGCAAAACAGAAAAGCUUUUGCAUGUAUUUCCACAUACAGCAAAGAAACUGAGAAGAUAAAGUCAUAAGUGAACAUAUGAAAUCUGAUACACCAGCACUGCAGGGAAGAAAAAAUAAUAAUCAGGUGUUCUUUAAUUUAAAAAGCUGAGAAAGACUGAUCUAAAUGAUUCAAAACAAGUAUGAGGAGUGCUAUGAACACACAAGACCCAGAAUAGAUAUUACUGGGUAAUUUCUGGGAGGAAAAGGAGAAAGAAUAAAAAGAGAGAACUCCAUCAAGUUGGUUUCAAUACUGACAUAUGUAGAAGACUCUGCUGUAUUAAUUUUAAAUUGUUACUUGAUAAGUAACUCCUUUUUCUCAGAUGGAAUUUCCGGGUUGCAUAGCAGCUAUGUUAUGGAUAUAUUGUGUAUGUACAGAUACAAACCAAAAAUUGCCUUGAAAUAAUUUAUUACUUCUAUUUUUUACCAAAUAAAAUGUUUCUUUUAAAGCUCA